This is a messenger RNA of Nerophis lumbriciformis (worm pipefish), 591 nucleotides long. The record is from RefSeq and is a predicted model, not a curated record. NCBI's taxonomy places the organism in Eukaryota, Metazoa, Chordata, Actinopteri, Syngnathiformes, Syngnathidae.
AUGUCUACUACUGAGAUGGAGUCUACAGAACAUGAAACGAUCGACCCGGAUUCAAAGUACCCGUUGAAAGUUCUUUACUGUGGAGUGUGCUCGCUGCCUUCAGAGUACUGCGAAUACAUGCCCGAGCCGGCCAAAUGUCGGCAAUGGUUGGAGAAGAACUUCCCGGAUGUUUUUGCCCGGAUGACUCUCGGUCCAACUGGCCCGGCAGCAAAUGCCCCCGAAAAGCAUCCCGACACUGGAGAUGCUCCCCCUGCUGGUGAGGAGGAGGAAAAGAAGAAACAGAAAAGAGGUGGACGGGGUCAGAUCAAACAGAAGAAGAAGACAGUGCCUCAGAAGGUGACGAUAGCCAAAAUCCCAAGAGCCAAGAAGAAAUACGUGACGCGGGUGUGCGGGCUGGCAACCUUCGACAUCGAGCUGAAAGAGGCUCAGCGGUUCUUUGCUCAGAAGUUCUCCUGUGGCGCCUCCGUCACGGCCGAGGACGAGAUCAUCAUUCAGGGAGAUUUCACCGACGACAUCAUCGACGUCAUUCAAGAGAAGUGGCCAGAGGUGGAUGACGACAGCAUCGACGAUCUGGGCGAGGUGAAAAAGUGA